UUUACUGGGAUGUCUGACUCAUGUUUCUUUAUUAAAUACAUAAUUAAUGUUGAUUAGAGAGAGAACAUGAUCAUCACCACUAAGACAUGGAUGGACAUGUUGCACACUCUUCACGUCUUUUUUUAAUUCAAAUACUGAAUUCCGCUACGUUCUCCCAUUCCACAAGACCAUGACAAUCCUAGUUCUUGAUCCUGAUACAAAUAUACCUAAUAUCAGAACGCGAGGCUUCCAAAAGUACAUGAAUUUAACAUGAAGCAGACACUGCACUGAUAUCUGAAGGUGAUUGAUUUCCCAGUCACAAAGAUGAUGAAAGCCAAAACCUCAAACACUGAAACAUCCCAUAAAGAAAAAAUUGUGGUGGAUGCAGGGUAUGCAGCCACUGAUUUGCACCGUCUAUCUUUACAACCCCCGAAGCCAAAAUUCCCGAGCCUUAGUCUUCCAAAUUCAACCAACUCAACACCUUCAACUCUGAUGAAGAAGAAACUGAAACAAAGGAUCAUAGAAUCACCAUGUCAAGGUGGAACACUCAUGCAUCAGCAUAACCAGUUACAAGAAAUGCACUUGAGGAGGAGCAGGUCAUGUGGCGAGGGAAGAACUCGUGCACCCUCAGAUGAAUUUGAUCUCUGGUGGGCCAUACCAAAUGCAGUGGAAUGUGAUAACAUGCAUCAGAACAGCUUCUCCAAAACUGAAGCCACCAGAGAUAAUCUUGUGAGUUGCAAGGAUGUGGAAGCAUAUGAAGAGGAGGGGUUUAAGUGCAGUGCUCUUUGCCUGUUUCUUCCAGGCUUUGGGAAAGGAAAACCUGUUAAAAUGAGAAAAGAAGGAUCUGUGAUGGAAGGUGCUGUAAUAUCUAGAACGGUUUCUUUGGAAAAGUUUGAGUGUGGUUCUUGGGCUUCUUCUGCGCUGUUCCAUGAGAUUGAAGGAGACCCCAUGAAUUCCUCCUACUUUGAUCUGCCAUUGGAGUUGAUGAAAUGCAGUGCUAGUGAUGUGCAUGCCCCAGUUGCCUCAGCUUUUGUCUUUGAGAAGGACUUUAAGGGGCUUCCUAAGACUGGAUCUUCUACAAAAUCACCUCAACAUGUUCGGUUUUCAACAUCAUCUUCUACUCCUCGUUUAAGCAAAGCCAGAGAGGAUUUUACAGCCUUCUUAGAAGCACAAGGUGCAUGAAGAUGAAGGAGUCUCUACUGUGGAAAGUGGUGCUAACAAAACUUCUCAUUCUAUUUCAAGUUGGUUCUGUCACUUUUAUCACAACCUUUUAGCGUCUGUGGAAUAUUGAUGGGUGAUUUUCACUGGAAAUUUUUCACAAAAUCUUCUCUUCAUGCGAAAUGUAUAUUCUAAUAUGUGUCACUUGAGGCAUAUAAUCUCAUGAAAAUGAGUGUUUCGAUGUGGUUUUGCUUCACAUUCGCAUCAAAACAACAGUAUGAUGCAAAAACGAGCUCACAGGGUUUUAGAUCACACGGAAAACGGAAUCUGCACUCAAACAUGCUCAUAUUUGGGCUGAAUAACCAAGAUAUGUUAACAAGGAAAAGUAUGUUUUGGUCCUGUACUUUUUUCAAACUUGUUUUUGUGGUCAUUAAUCUUUCAAAU
This is a messenger RNA of Vigna unguiculata (cowpea), 1581 nucleotides long. RefSeq lists its product as uncharacterized. The record is from RefSeq and is a predicted model, not a curated record. Lineage: Eukaryota; Viridiplantae; Streptophyta; Magnoliopsida; Fabales; Fabaceae. Gene Ontology annotation, biological process: photosystem I assembly; response to photooxidative stress. Gene Ontology annotation, cellular component: chloroplast thylakoid membrane.